Messenger RNA from Candidozyma haemuli, 1707 nucleotides. RefSeq lists its product as uncharacterized. The record is from RefSeq and is a predicted model, not a curated record. NCBI's taxonomy places the organism in Eukaryota, Fungi, Ascomycota, Pichiomycetes, Serinales, Metschnikowiaceae. Gene Ontology annotation, cellular component: membrane. The coding region runs from base 1 to 1707 and encodes 568 amino acids. Gene Ontology annotation, molecular function: amino acid transmembrane transporter activity. The transcript has a single exon. Gene Ontology annotation, biological process: amino acid transmembrane transport.
AUGAACAAAGACGAAGAAAAGCAAGAGUUUCAUAAGAACUCGGAUUAUAUCGAGCCCAUAAUAUCCGAAAUAAAACCAUACUCUUCCGAUGAAGAAAGCGAUAGAGGGUAUGUGGGUAGUUUUAUCGAUUCCUUCAAAAGAGAUACCGAAAAUAGAACCCUUGAUGAUAAGAACUUGAGAUUGUCCCACUUGUGUGUGAUUGCUCUUAGUUCGGGUCUUGGUACGGGUCUCUUGGUUGGCUCGGCCACCAAGUUGAAGCUGGGUGGUCCGCUUUCCCUUUUAAUUGCAUACAUUAUUGUUGGUAUAAUGGCUAUUUGUACCAUGAACUCGGUCGGUGAAUUGACCGUUGCAUACUCUAACUUACAAGGUGGGUUUAACGAGUGGUACCAGAAAUUCUUGGACCCAUCUAUGGCAUUUGCUCUUGGCUGGAACUACUGGUUCCAGUGGAUCACCACCAUUUCGCUUGAAUUGGUUACCGCUGCUUUGACGGUUAAAUUCUGGAACAGUGAGCUCAAUCCGGACAUUUUCGUGGCCAUUUUCUUUGUGCUUGUUUGCUUCAUUAAUCUUUUCGGUGUGAAAGGUUACGGCGAGGCUGAAUUUGUCAUGAACACCAUUAAGCUUCUUAUGUUGACUGGUUUCGUCAUUAUGGGUAUUUGUAUCGACUUGGGUGCUUCCGAUUCUGGUUUUAUUGGAGGUAAGUACUGGAGAGAUCCAGGUGCCAUUACCAACUUUAAAGGUUUGGUGACUUGUUUCUCUACUGCCUCGUUUUCCAUGGGUGGUACUGAGUUCUUGGCUCUUUCUGUUUCUGAGGUGAAGAACCCAAGAACCGCCUUGCCAACCGCCAUCAGAUUGGUGUUUUUCCGUAUCAUUUUCUUCUACAUUGGUUCGUUGGUCAUGGUGGGUCUUUUGGUGCCUUAUACUUCGGAUAGACUUAUGGGUACCAACACUGAAAGUGCCAACGACGCUUCCCCAUAUGUUCUUGCCGCUGAUCUCCACAAUGUCAAGGUUGUUCCUCACAUUAUUAACGCUGUCAUUCUUAACUCGGUCACUUCGGUGGCCACGGCUGCCAUGUACUCUUCUUCCAGAUUGUUGCGUUCUUUGGCCCAGCAAGGUUUGGCUCCAAAAUGGUUUGACUACACCGACAGAGCCGGCAGACCAUUGAGAGCCUGGUUGGUGGGUAUUUUGGCAAGUCUCUUUGGCUUUAUUGCCGAAUACGAAAAACAAGCUACCGUUUUCGACUGGUUGAUGUCCAUUGUCGCCUUGUCCAUUGUGUUCAUCUGGCCUGCUCUUUGUAUCUGUCACUUGAGAUGGAGAGCUUGUCUUAGAUACCACAAGAUCCCAUUGGACACUUUGGGUUAUGUCUCAUACACUGGUGAAUGGGGUUCAUGGCUUUCGGUGAUCGUCAAUGCUUUGAUUUUGAUUGGUCAGUUCUGGGUCGCCCUUUUCCCUACCGACAAGCCCGACGUUGCCAACUUCUUCCAGAACUACGCCGGUGUGCCUUUCCUCUUGACCUGUUUCUUUGGCCACAAGAUCUUUGCCGGUAGCUGGACCAAGUGGUGGCAUAAGAUUGAGGACAUCGACAUCGAUACCGGUAGAACGAUUUACGACAAGGAGCAGAUGGCUUUGGAUAGGGAAGAGCUCAAGCAGAAGUUGGAGGCUGCUCCGUUCUGGAAAAAGCCGUUUGUUUGGUUCUUCAACGCGUCCUAA